AUGAGCGGCCGAUACGGAUACGGCGACACCGGCCGGUACGAUCGCGGCGAUGGCGGCUACGGCGGCAGCAAUCUCGGUGUGAAUGGGUACGGCGGAGCAGGAGGAGCAAGCAGGGACCGCCGCCCUGGUGGCUACGGUGGUUUCUACGGCGAGUCCCCUUCACCGCGCUCUGUGUCACCCAAUCCGUCUCCGGAACGACGGCGCGACCAAGGAGAUCGGGACGGGCAGCAACAACCAUCGUCCAAUUCGCGGCCGCGCACAAGGAAUGGGGAUGGAGAGAACAGAUAUCAGGGCUCCAGACCUGAUCGUCCGAAGGAGGCACCACGGUAUCCGGAAAGCAGGAAUCGGGAUAGAAAUGGGUAUAACGUUCCGAAAGUGGAUGACAAUCCUGGGGAGCUGCAAUCAGUUGAAUCCGUCCUGCAGUCGAUCCAACGCGAGUGGGAUUUCAUGACGGAUACCGAGUGCAUCCCGGUGCAUGUGGCGUUGAGUCUGAUGGACAUGAGUACAUUGGGCAAGGCGGAUCGCGAGCCGGACUUUCUCCGGAUGCAUAAUCAGAUUCAGAGGACUUUGAAGGCGAUUGUCAACGAACAUCACCAGGGAUUCAACAGCUCCAUCGGGACAUACCACAAAAUCCAGUCGAGUAUUGCAAGCUCCCAGGGCCGAGUUCGUGAUCUGAGACAUUCCCUAGAGGAGGCAAAGUCUGGGUUACUGUCGACGAAGCCGGAACUCAAGGGGCUGGCAACGUCCUCACAGAAUUACGAUGAUAUCAUUCAGUUGUUCUGCCAUAUCGAGGAAAUUCAAUCCCUCCCUGAGAAACUGGAGGCUCACAUCUCCGACAAACGAUUCCUCGCUGCAGUGGAUGUGCUUCACACUGGCUUGCGGUUGCUCCGCCGCUCUGAAUUGGACAACCUUGGUGCCUUGGCAGAUGUCCGUGCGUUCUUCAGCAAUCAAGAAAUAUCACUCACAGAUAUCUUGAUUGAAGAAUUGCACGAUCACUUGUACCUGAAGUCUCCGUACUGCACUGAUCGAUGGAAACCACCGAGCGCCGAGGGAGACAUCAGCUCAUUCAGUUGGACCGGCAACCGCUCUUGGGAACGGCCAGUAUACACUUUUCUGGCAAAGUUGGAUGCGUCGACGCCCAUGGUCGAAGAUGCUUCGCGGAAUCCCGAGGCCGACACAUUCUCAUAUAUCCACUUGUUGAUCGAAGCCCUGAAUAAAAUGGGCCACCUUGAUGUAGCGAUUGAUCGGAUUGAACAGCGUCUUCCGGUUGAACUGUUCGCGGUGGUCGACAAAACGAACGCAGAUGUUGAUGCUCGCUACCCCAGCUCGGCCAAAGGGUUUCCAUCUCACGACAGCUCCCUCAAGACCAGUCUACCCACCGAGGCGAUCGAAAAGCGAGGUCACGUGCUAGCGGAAUUCCUAUGGGCGUUGUACGCCAAAUUCGAGGCCAUCGCUGAGGGCCACCGGGUCAUUCACGAUGUGGUCGCGGCUAUUGUGCAACGUGAGGGUCUCACCACCGGCGAUACUCUUGCUGGAGGGUUCAAGGAGUUGUGGAAACUUUACCAAAGCGAGAUCCGAUCUCUCAUGCACGACUACCUUGCAACUGAUGGCGAGGCUUCUUAUCGUUCUCGGGGCGAGGAAGCCGACGCUAGGCGGCAGCUCUAUUCCGGUCGAGAUAAAACAAAGAAAAUGUUCAAGUUAUCGGAUAUUGAUCAGAACUCAGAGAUGAAGGCUGAGCAGGAUGAGCUGGAUGAGAUUCUAAAGUCCUCUGUGCCUGGAAUGGUCUCCAAAACAAGACAGAAAUCAUCCACAAACGACACUACCCAAUCCAGACAGGGCAACUCCGGAACUGGCCACAAGAUCCUAAUCGAGCCAAGUGUCUUUAACAUGGGUCUGCUGCUACCGCCUUCGCUUUCUUUCAUCCAACGCUUGAAGGACAUUGUUCCGGUCAACUCGGACAUCCCGAUGAACACACUGACCUCUUUCCUGGACGACUUCAUGGUCAACGUUUUCCACCCUCAGCUGGAUGAGACUGUGACGGACCUGUGUACGCUCAGCUUUAUCGCUGCUGAUGCAUUUACGGAAGACCCUCAGUGGGCCAAGGUGUCUCCUCGUCCCAUUUUCAGGGGUACGGUCAAAUUCAUGUCCAUUGUGCGGGAAUUUAGCAAGAUGUUAUCGAGCAUCCCGCACGACCAGUCUUUCACACAACUUCUCAUUGACCAGAUUGUGACGUAUUACGACAAGUGUUUCGGAUGGUAUAAAGCAAUGGUUACCAAAGUCUCAACUCGGAAUCAGGGAGGUGGAGUCCGACUCAAAGCUGCAGCGCAGUUUGCAGACUCCGGAGAUAUUCGUGACACCGUCAAUGAGUUGUGGGAAGGAACCACGACAAAAAAGCAGAUCUUGCUUGAUAAGGAAAUCGAACUCCUUCUCAAACGGACUAAUCAGGUGCCCCUGGAACCAUACGACAUCAUAUCGGAUCCCAAAACAGUCGUUUCUCUUUCCCUCCUGUACAACAGCAUGAAAUGGCUUGGCAGCCAUCUCACCAAAAUUCGGCUGGUGAUGGACCCGGCAGCGGAGGCUGAUUCGUCGCCAUCUCUAACUGCGAGCGGACGACCGUCGCGACGGUGGACCUUAUUUGGAGCCAUGAGACCCAAGCGUGACAGUAUUAACCAGCCUGUAUUUCUUCCACUCAAUCAGGAGACAGCAGCGGCGUUUGAUCGAACCCUGCAAUCCUUGCACGGUCUUGGUUCUACCGCGCUUCUGACAUUGCACGUUGACAUCCGCUCAAGCGAAGCCUGGUGGCACAUCCUCAUGAACCAGCCGACAGCCGCGUCACCAACCAUCCUUGAGCUGAACAACGACCUCAUCGCCUUCGACACAAACAUUUCGCUAUACCUCGGCUCCCCAGAGCGCUGGUUCAUCACCUCUGGCCUGGCACGGUUCAUCGACCACGUCUUCGUCGCCUGCACGCGCUACAUCGGUGCUAUGAAUGAGAACGGCGCUUUACGUCUGCAGCUCGAUGUGCUGGUUCUCCAACAGAACCUGAAGAACAUCAUCAUCGACCCGACAGCAGCGGACGGGAGCGACUCCUCGCACGAGAUCGUCGCCUUGCCGCGCAGUGCUAAGUUCCUGGACUGGUUCCUUGAGGGUGCGGAAAAGACUAUCGACAAUGCCAAAUAUGAGAAGGAGGAGUUCGCCACUCAGGGAGAUAAGGCCCUUGCGGCUGGGAACGGCGAACCCUUCACCUACGAUGAGCUGCGCGUGCUCGUGGACCUCUGUUUCUCGGAGAUCUUGCGCGGGCCCCGCGGUGCAGACAACCGUGAGGAUUUUAUGGCGGCGAAGAAGGCUAGUGGUGAUGCGAUGCUAAGUCUAAGUGAGAUUAUGUGGGACGCCCGGUAG
This is a messenger RNA of Penicillium lagena, 3399 nucleotides long. Its product is annotated as exocyst subunit SEC8. Gene Ontology annotation, biological process: exocytosis; Golgi to plasma membrane transport. The record is from RefSeq and is a predicted model, not a curated record. Lineage: Eukaryota; Fungi; Ascomycota; Eurotiomycetes; Eurotiales; Aspergillaceae. Gene Ontology annotation, cellular component: exocyst. The coding region runs from base 1 to 3399 and encodes 1132 amino acids. The transcript is spliced from 10 exons.